This is a messenger RNA of Gregarina niphandrodes, 1890 nucleotides long. Its product is annotated as putative transmembrane protein. Bases 1 to 1890 code for a protein of 629 amino acids. Gene Ontology annotation, cellular component: plasma membrane. Gene Ontology annotation, molecular function: ATPase-coupled intramembrane lipid carrier activity. Gene Ontology annotation, biological process: phospholipid translocation. The record is from RefSeq and is a predicted model, not a curated record. The transcript has 3 exons. Lineage: Eukaryota; Apicomplexa; Conoidasida; Eugregarinorida; Gregarinidae.
AUGUAUGGUGAGGGUUCACUGAUCGGCGAAGCGCGUGGAGGGCACCGGAAGAUAGCGAUCAAUCCGUCGUUCAAGAGCGAUGAUUACUACAAGUUUCCGUCGAACAAGAUUGGAGGUAUGCAUCAUGGUUGGUACUAUAUGUAUUUCGUGCUAUUGUGGGACCAGGCGUUUCGACUGCCAUAUGCCAUGGCGAUAGGAGGGAUAAUUUUGGCUGCAUUGUUCCCCGGUUCAAGUAGUGGAGCGUUAUUGACAGAUGGUGUUAUGGGUCGGACGUUGCCUUUGUGGGUGUUGAUGACGAUGUCUGUUUUGAUGGAAAUUUGGGAUGUGGGUCGUCGAGCACGUUUGGUUGACGUGAUGAACGAACGUGUGUACGUUGGGGUAGAUCAUGUAGAGGGACGCGCGGUGGCGGUGACUCGCGCAGAAAUACGGAUUGGACAGAUUCUGCGUUUAAAAAAAGAUGACGAAGUUCCGGCAGAGUGCUUACUGCUGAGUACGAGUAACAGCGACGGUACGAUGUGGGCCGUGCAGGAUUCGCUCACUGGACGACGGGCGAGCACGCGACGUGUGGCAAUCAAGGACACCCGUGGUGAGGUUUCCAUUGCGGACUUGGUAGCCAUGAAGGGCGAAAUUCAGUGCAGUCAGAGCAGCGAAUUCUGCGAACAAUUCAGCGGUGUGCUUCGACUCAAAGACCACCCACGCGGCACCGACAUCGACCCGCGCUCCUUGCUGCGAACGGGCAACGUCGUCGCCGGCUGCGAGUGGUGUUACACGAUCGUGUGCUUCACUUCGUAUUUGAACCGCCAGGACUUCUCCCGUGCCAGCCAGACGCACAAACGUGCGUACGAACGCGCGCUCAAUGUAACCACUCUCCUCCUGCUCGCCCUGGCACUCCUCGGCGCGGCCAUCCACCUCGUCCUCACAUAUACACAGACUGACUACACCACAGACAUGCUCCUACCUCUCUCCGUCGGACACAACACUCUCUCUCUCGCCGGCUCGGACUCGCCCUGGACCGACGCAGGUGGCGCGGGAAACGGCGACACGCAAAGCCAAAAAACCUACACACGCGCAAUCGCACACAUCUUCCGGCAUCUCGUACUCGCCGUAGACCACACUGGACUUACACUCACACCGCUGCUCGACCUCACUCGUUUCAUACACGCACGCGUCGCCGAACAACAGCUCGCCGCAGACUUUGCGCGCGACGCCACCGCCCGCGCUGGUAGCACACUCGACCCCGGUGUACCACACAGUGCGCCACAUAGUGCCGCACCCAGCGGAGUCGGCGAGAGAUUGGAAGUCGGGAGGCCCAGCGGCCUCGGACGAGCAAGCGGUAUGGGCAGAGAAGGCCCCGUGAGGAGAGCAAGUAGCGCCGGAAGGCCCAGCAACAUAGGAAGAGCCAGCAACAUGGGCGGCAGCGCAAACACCUUGUUGGCGCCGCACUUGUUCGAUGCACUGACGCUGGCGCAGACGGCGGUGGCGACGGAGGGUGGGUCGCGAGUGCCGACGGCGUUGAUCCCCUCCCGAAUUAGUUUGACGAAGACGGCGUACAUCGGGAACCUUAGUUGCGUGGACCUAAUUCUGGCUGACAAGACGGGCACACUCACGAACAAAAGCAGUCUACGGUUCGAAGCAUGCGCUGUGGGUCUCGAAUUGUACGGACUCAAGACGCGCGCACGCUCCAAGAGCAAAACCAAAGGAGUUAAAACCCCCCCCGGCGAACGAGCCGCCUCGCCCACGACCGAGGAAGCAACACCCUCCGUCGCGCCACGCCCGUUCGGGGACUACCUCCCCGGUAGAGGAGGGGACUACUCUCUCGCCGAGGGAGAGAUGUACUUCCCCCCUGGGGAGCGUGAGGCGCGGGCGUUCGGAGGAGACGGGGGCGAGUGA